CCUCCACAUCUAUAUCCGAACCAAAUUCCCUCCUUCCAGCCCCUUUGUUUCCCUCGUUUUCUGCUCUCUUUCUCUCUCCCGCUUUUCCAUUUUCCUUCUCCCCAAACACCCCCAGAUCCCUCCUUCACCACUUCCAAUUUUCCCUCCAACUCCUCCCAUCCAAUUUCCCCUCUAUCCCCUUCAAUUCUAAUUGUUUUAUUUUUUUCUUUCUCUCUCUCUUUUUCAAAACCCCAAACCGCAAAGCUCACUCGAGCUCGAUCUCUCGGCGCUCGAUGUCGGGCCCGAGAGCUCCAACACCGUCGGCGCAGCCGCCUUUCGAGCAGAUCAUGCAGCAGCAGCCGCAGCAACAGCCGCUGAGGCGGCAGCUACCCUUCUCGUCUUUGAAGCCGCCGUUCGCUGCUCCAGCGGAAUAUCACCGCUUCUCCGAUCCUCGCGUCGGUGCUGCUGAUCACGGAGCCGAGGCCAUAGUUGUCAAGUCUCCUCAUUUAAAGCGGAAGAGUGACACAGCAGACUAUGAAGCGGAGUCUGGUGAUAGAACAACAGGAUUCACUGACGUAGUUAACAGUCCCCUUCAGACACCUGUGUCAGUAAAAGGAGGAAAGGCAAACAAAACGUCAAGGCUUACAAAGAGCUCUAAAUCUGGGCCUCAAACUCCAGUCUCAAAUGUUGGUUCUCCUUCCGGCAAUAAUCUCACUCCAGCUGGUCCUUGCCGUUAUGACAGCUCUCUUGGUCUCUUGACAAAAAAAUUUAUCAAUCUCAUCAAACAUGCUGAAGAUGGUAUUCUUGAUCUAAAUAAAGCUGCCGAAACUUUGGAGGUGCAAAAGAGGAGGAUAUAUGACAUAACAAAUGUCCUUGAAGGAAUUGGUCUCAUAGAAAAGAAGCUCAAAAACAGAAUCCAAUGGAAGGGACUUGAAGUCUCAAAGCCAGGGGAGGUUGAUGAAAACUAUUCCAGUUUACAGGCAGAACUUGAAAGCCUUAACAUUGAAGAGAGCGGAUUAGAUGAGCAAAUAAGGGAAAUGCAAGAACAAUUGAGGGACCUCAGUGAAGAUGAGAACAAUCAGAAGUGGCUUUUUGUCACUGAGGAAGACAUCAAGGCCUUACCCUGCUUCCAGAAUGAAACAUUAAUAGCCAUUAAAGCUCCACAUGGCACCACUCUGGAAGUCCCAGAUCCUGAUGAGGCUGUUGAUUAUCCCCAGAGGAGGUACAGGAUAGUCCUAAGGAGCACAAUGGGUCCCGUAGAUGUUUACCUUGUAAGUCAAUUUGAAGAAAAGUUUGAGGAGAUUAAUGGUGUUGAGGUAGCUCCAAACGUUCCAUCAAGUUCAGGGUUUGAUGAGAACCCAGCAACAACAAUGGUCACAGAGGAGAGCAAAGGAAAGGAGACUGAAAUGCAGGGACAAGAUGCUCAGAGAAUGUGCUCAGAUCUUAAUGCCUCUCAGGACUUUGUGAGUGGAAUCAUGAAGAUUGUUCCAUCGGAUGUUGAUAGUGAUGCAGAUUACUGGCUUUUAUCAGAUGCUGAUGUUAGCAUCACAGACAUGUGGCGAACAGAACCUGAGGUAGAAUGGAAUGACCUGGGUGCACUUCAUGAAGAUUAUUUCAUGGCUAAUGUCAGCACACCACGGCCCCAAACUCCACCGUCCAUUGCAAUCGAAGAGCCUCCUGCAGCUGACCCAACUAGGAGUUGAGACCUUGGAAAGCGAAUGUCGAUUAAUCUAAUCGAGGAUACAAUUACUUGUUAUCCAUGAGAACCUAUGAUGUCUAACCAUUUUCGAUUGUGUAAAUCUCUGGAGGUUGGAUUGAAGGUUCCAAGGAGAUGCCUGCAGGAUGUUCCCAUAAAAAAUGUACAAGAAACUAUUGGAUGGAAGAUGGAGGUCGCAGCUUCUUUGUACAGUUUAACAUAAAUUAGGUAUUUCAUCUUGUAGUAAAUAAGGAGGAAAAAGAAGAAGAAGAAAGAAAUACCAAUGUUGUUGUACACCGUGUAUAUUAGGAUUCAUGGCUUUAUUGUACUGACUAGCUUGAUCUCUAGGUUAACUUCGCAAGUACUGAAGAGUCUGAAGAAAUGUAUUUCGUACAAGUCAAAAGAAUAGGAUGAAUCUAUGUUCUUUCAAGUAA
Molecule: messenger RNA, 2109 nt
Organism: Alnus glutinosa
Lineage: Eukaryota; Viridiplantae; Streptophyta; Magnoliopsida; Fagales; Betulaceae
Product: transcription factor E2FB
Exons: 14
Coding region: 273-1682 (469 amino acids)
Biological process (GO): regulation of transcription by RNA polymerase II
Cellular component (GO): RNA polymerase II transcription regulator complex
Molecular function (GO): protein dimerization activity; RNA polymerase II cis-regulatory region sequence-specific DNA binding; DNA-binding transcription factor activity, RNA polymerase II-specific
Source: RefSeq, a predicted model, not a curated record